AUGUCUCUAUCCAUGUUGGUUACUCGAUUAAAGAGGUCACCAUUAGGUGUUGUAUUGUUUCCAAUCGUUACGAUCACUCUAAUAUACUUCAUAUUAUUUUCCAGAGAGGGAUCUUUAAUAGGGAGAGAGACUUCCAUUUCUAAUCACAAAUGGACACAUGAAGUGGAAGGCACGUGGCAUUUCCCUCAUUCUAGCAAGUUUAAAGCUCGCAAGUAUUCAUACAAAUAUAAACCAAGCAGGCUAUUCAGCGGUAGAGCAAACGAGCAGGUCAACAAUGAUAGGGUUGAGCACUUUGAUUUAAAUACUUUGAAGACUACGAAAACGCCGGCUGCCAAUAAAGAGCGCGUCUUGAUUUUGACGCCAAUGCAAAGGUUCCAUAACCAGUACUGGGAGAACUUAUUAGCUUUAACAUAUCCACGUGAGUAUAUGGAACUAGGUUUUAUUAUUCCUAGAUCUUCUACUGGUGAUGAAGCCUUGAAGUUGUUGGAGUCUGCUGUGAAGAAAAUACAGAGCGGGGCCAAAAAUCAAAGGUUUGCCAAGGUAACCAUAUUGAGACAGGAUUCAGCUUCAUUCGAUCAAUUGGAUGAGAAAGAUAGACAUGCUUAUAAGGUUCAGAAGGAGAGGCGUGCAGCUAUGGCAUCUGCAAGAAAUGAGUUGCUAUUCUCUACUAUAGGUCCUCUUACAUCAUGGGUAUUAUGGCUAGAUGCCGAUAUAGUCGAGACCUCACCAUCCGUCAUUGAAGAGAUGGCAAUGCAUGAUAAGGAAGUCUUAUCAGCUAACGUCUUCCAAAGGUUCAUCAAUGAUGAUAAACAGAAAGAUAUUAGGCCGUAUGACUUCAAUAACUGGCAAGAAAGUGACACUGGUUUAAUGUUGGCUUCAAAGAUGGCUGAGGAUGAAAUUAUAGUGGAGGGCUAUGCUGAGAUUGCCACUUAUAGGGUUUUGAUGGCAAAGAUUUAUGAUCCUUCAGGUAAUCCAUCACAGGAAAUCCCAUUAGAUGGUGUUGGUGGUGGUUGUACGUUAGUGAAAGCACAUGUACACAGGGACGGUGCAAUGUUCCCAAAUUUCCCAUUUUACCAUUUGAUAGAGACUGAAGGGUUUGCGAAAAUGGCUAAGAGGUUAGGUUAUAAAGUAUUUGGUUUGCCCAAUUAUCUAGUCUACCAUAUCGAGGAAUAA
This is a messenger RNA of Eremothecium sinecaudum, 1173 nucleotides long. RefSeq names its product mannosyltransferase complex subunit MNN9 (gene MNN9). Gene Ontology annotation, molecular function: alpha-1,6-mannosyltransferase activity. The record is from RefSeq and is a predicted model, not a curated record. Gene Ontology annotation, biological process: protein N-linked glycosylation; cell wall mannoprotein biosynthetic process. Lineage: Eukaryota; Fungi; Ascomycota; Saccharomycetes; Saccharomycetales; Saccharomycetaceae. The coding region runs from base 1 to 1173 and encodes 390 amino acids. Gene Ontology annotation, cellular component: mannan polymerase complex. The transcript has a single exon.